AUGCCCAACCCCUUUGGCACCGACGAGACCCCAGCCAAGUUUUCUAGCUUCGACAUCUUCACCAAGAUUCGCACUUUGCAACAUAUGACACAGAUCAUCAUGAAGCAACCCGAGAAGCUAAGGGAGAGGAUGACGGAGCUCAAGGAAGCCGAUCACGAUCAUACAAGCUGGCGCAUCGAACCAUAUGGCUGGGACCGCCACGACCGAACGUACUUCGUCCUCGAUGAUAACCGCAUCUAUCGACUGACCGAUGCUCCGCCUCCACCACCUCCAGCACCGAAGCCCAAGAAGAACUCUAAGAAGGCCAGGGCUGCUGCUAGAGCAAGCAAGAGAAGACGUUUAUCUGCCGCAUUAGAGUCAGCAGCCGAGGAUGGCGGAGAUGAGGCAAGCGAGAACGGCUAUGAGCCCGUUGAAGAAAUCGACGACGGCCUUGGGGGCAUGAAGUGGGAGUGCAUUGCCGUCAACCUGGACCAGGUCCGUGACUUCCUUGCCACGAUACAGAAGACGAAGGACCCCAAUGAGAAGGUGCUGCGCGACCAGGUUCAGGAGCACCUCGUGCCUAUCCUAGAAGCGCAAGAGGAAAAAAGAAAACGGCGCGAAAAGGAGCGGGAAAAGGAGCUCCUCAACUUGGCCAAGAUGGCAAACGCAAAACGGUCAAGUCGUAUUGCGAAUAAGGUCGAACACCAGCGGCAAGAAGAGAUCGCCCAGGAAGAAGAGCGAAAGCGAAGCGAGGAGGUGGCUGCGGCUCGAAAGGCUGAGCAACAGCGGCGCAAGUUAGAGAGGGAGAGAGAAUCACGGAUGAUGUCGCGGGAAAAUCGCCUUAAGGAUCGCGAAGCAAGGCGACUACAACAUGAAGAGGAGCUUGCUCAGCUAUCCGAAGACAGCAAAAACAUGAGCUCGGGGACAGGACGCGUCUCCGAAAGGAAACUCCAGGCAGACAUCGAGAGGAGCAAGCAGGCACUGAAGGAGCUCGAGGAGGAAGAAGAUGAUUGGGUAUUCGAUUGCAUCUGUGGUCUUCACGGUCAAGUCGAUGAUGGCCAACAUAGUGUGGCUUGUGAGCGAUGCAAUGUGUGGCAGCACAGCAAGUGUCUCGGCAUCAGCGAGUCGGACGCUGAGCGGGACGACUUCCACUUCAUCUGUGAGUCGUGCCACCGGCGCCAGGAGGAGAAGGAGCGCUUGGGUGCUCGAAAACCAGUGAUCAAGAUCAAGGUCAAUCGUCCUGGCAGUUCUUCCUCGGCUUCAGCUCCACAACAGCCUACGUCAACUACCGGUACUCCCAACGGGCCUACCUCGUCUACCCGUAUGGUCGUUGAGAUUGAUUCGAAACCUCCUGCCACGAACGCAACGGAAACACCGAAGCCCCAUGCUCAUUCAAGUCCCAUAUCGGUCGUGACCAACGGCUUGAAGGAUGCGCCCUCCGUUCUCGCUCCUCCUCGCCCUGAGUUCAAUCCAAGCAUACCCAUCAAGACCGAUGGGGCAGCUUCCCAAGAGUCUCUACCUAGUGGCGGCGAACUACGACGGGCGAGUCUGAACGGACAGAACCCGUUCUCAUCGCCGCAUCCGGGCCUUUCGCCGCCCAACCAGUCUCCCAACAAGUCGCGUGCCUAUGGCACCAUCUAUGAUCAGCCUAGUCCCGUGCCAAACAAGAUUCAAACAGCCCAGGGGCAAUCAGCUGGCACCAGUAACGGAGUCCCUCGCAAGAUCUCGACUACUCCGAUCUUGCCACCAACAUUUGCUCGGCCGCCAAGCAGCAAUUCGAAUUCAAAGCCGAUUCCGGCAGUCUCGCCCUCCAAGGCGCAAGCACACUCUGAGCCAAUGGCAAAGGCAGCGGUGCCAUCCUCUGCAUCUUCACCGCCGACCGUACCGGCCGUACCACCUACACCCACAACCACGCACCCUGGGCAGCAGUCACAGGCUACGCCGUCCUCAACCCUCGCAACGACUCCGCGGUUGACACCGAUUCAUGGCGGCGGAGCCCAGGGCGACCUGCAGUCCCCGACGCUCCCGCCGCAGUCGGGCGGCCUGUCACCCAUCAAGCACUCGCCUCCUGCGCGAAAGGACACAGCAAUGUCUGGCGUCUUCCCCAGCUCGAGCCCCACACCUCCCAUCCUGCCACCUAUUGCUGCGCUAUCACCCUCGCCACGGCAGCAGAAUCUCACGCCGCCGGUGAAGCACGACAGCUUUUCACAAGAGUCAUCUCUGGCGCAACAGGAUCAGCAGGCUCCCACCGUCGGAGGGCCGAACGGGGCAAACGAGGCGUCCGUCAAUGGGGGGUCUGCUUGA
Molecule: messenger RNA, 2283 nt
Organism: Thyridium curvatum
Lineage: Eukaryota; Fungi; Ascomycota; Sordariomycetes; Thyridiales; Thyridiaceae
Exons: 3
Coding region: 1-2283 (760 amino acids)
Biological process (GO): regulation of DNA-templated transcription
Cellular component (GO): RSF complex
Source: RefSeq, a predicted model, not a curated record